AUGGCACUGUUCGCUGGCGUUGGCUACGAGGGUGACCGUGGGAAGUCCGGGAAGGUACCUAGUCAUCUGGAAGUACGCAAGCAGCAACAGCAAAGGAUACAGUACGGAACACCUCCUUUAAAGUCUCAUUAUAAUUAUAAAAAAGGGCUCUGGCUUCAUGAGUUUCCAUUAACCUGCCCGCUCGGCGAAGUGAGUGGGCCGUUGCCAAGGCACCCGUCUAAUGCAUCAAUCUGGCAAGGAGCCAUUGAGAUUGCAGAACCCUUUCCGGUGUGA
Molecule: messenger RNA, 273 nt
Organism: Protopolystoma xenopodis
Lineage: Eukaryota; Metazoa; Platyhelminthes; Monogenea; Polystomatidea; Polystomatidae
Source: the annotation of a GenBank genome assembly